Molecule: messenger RNA, 1295 nt
Organism: Caenorhabditis elegans
Lineage: Eukaryota; Metazoa; Nematoda; Chromadorea; Rhabditida; Rhabditidae
Gene: pho-7
Product: Lysosomal acid phosphatase
Exons: 10
Coding region: 2-1147 (381 amino acids)
Molecular function (GO): acid phosphatase activity
Source: RefSeq, marked reviewed
AAUGAAACAUUUUUACUUAUUUUGUUGUUCUCUACUGUUACCCUGUGCGGCUGAAAUUGAGUUUCUACUAGCCGUUUGGAGACACGGAGAUCGAGCACCGGAGAACCUACCAUAUCCAAGCGACCCUCACAACGAGACAUUCUGGCCCCGCGGAUGGAACCAACUGACAAAUGUUGGCAUCGACCAAGCAACAAAACUCGGAAAAUUUCUACGACGACGCUAUCAAGGGUCAGUACUUCCCGUGUUUGACCGAAAAAAGAUAAGUAUUCGCUCAUCUGACGCGGAUCGUGCGAUUGAAACUGCCCAGUCAGUGGCGACUGCCUUAUUUCCACCAGAUGGAUUGCAAGUUUGGAACGAAGAAAAAUUUAGAUUUUGGCAACCAAUUCCCAUAAGAACAAAUGGAAAGCCUGAUCCUAUGUUACGUCCCAGCAAAAUUCAAUGUCCUGCAUAUCAGAGAAUAGUUGCAGAAGAAAGAAAGAAAAUCGAAUCAGAAAUCAAUGUAAAAUACAAGAGGGAACUUGAAAUUAUUUCAAAUCACACUUCUCAUCAAACAAAAUACGGAAAUAUCAAAGAUGUUUACAAUGUCAUACUGGAACACUACAAUGGGCUUCCUUUUCCUAACUGGAUAGAUGAAAAAGUAAAUGGAAAGAGCCUUCUCGAUACCAUUGCAGAAAUAAGAAGAAUCGCGAGAUUACAGUUGUUUAAUAGCAGAGCAAAAGCAAAGUUCAUGGCGGGCUACCUCAUCAACAGUUGGACUGAAAGCUUGGUGUUAGCUUCGCAACAUAUCAGCCCAAAAAAAGCGUUACUAUAUUCGUCGCACGACGGAACAUUAUCUGCUCUCAUGUAUGGAUUGGGAAUCAGUAAUCAUCAAUUGAUUCCAUAUACUGCUUGUAUUAUGAUUGAGUUGCACACAGGAAAUAAUGUAAAGAUAUACUUUCGCAACACGACAACAGAAAACCCAGAUGACGUGCACGAAAUGUUUGUUCCAGGAUGUUCGACUGAUUGUCAUCUUUCCAAAUUCAUCAAAUCGGUGAAUGGUGUACGAGUCAAGAGUCUUGAGCAUUUGGAAGAUAUAUGCGAAUCAGCCUUCUCCCGUCAGUCAACCUUGAUUUUUGCCAUCAUUUUCGUCAUGCUUUUGAUUUUGUGAUUUAUCGCUGUACAUAUACAUUCCAAUUGCUCGAAAAAUUGGUUUUAGCUGAUAACAUUCGAGAUUAUUUUUCAACUUAUUUUUUCCUGCCAGUAUUUUAUUUUUUGUUUGACUGUUUUUCAAAUUUUGGAUAAAUUCUUUUUUGAAA